AUGGGGGCCUUUGGCUAUCGCGAUCACUUUCCACACAAGUCUUUGGGUGAUUCCCAGAACAAUCUAUAUAGAAGACGAACUAUAUUCACUCGGAAACAACUGGACUCACUGAAGAAAGUCUAUGAGGCAACCCCAUAUCCAAACCCCAAGCUCAUGAAAGAAAUUGCCUUGCAAAUGGACUUGAAUCCCAAAGUUCUUCAGAUUUGGUUCAAGAACCAACGAGCAAAACGCAAGAGAGUCAAAUGUGACACUCAGCAGAAACAACACCAACAGUCACCUCAAGUCCAGCAUCAGCAAUCACCUCAAGUUCAAUGCCAGCAUUCACUUCAUAGUGGAGUCAAUACCAGUCCAUCCCAGAGUAAGGAGAAUAUACCACUAGGGGCCCCUACCAGCAUCCUGCCUGUGGCCCAAAUUUAUACCAACGAUGAGAUGCCCUCUUUCCAACUCAGUGUAUACCCUGACUUGAAGGACUACAAAUAUCCCCCUGGGGGUCAUAAAAUAGUCCAUUUUGGUUGUUGCCAGGACCCUGCCAUAUACUGGCUUCAACCAAUCUUGUGGUCUCCCAAGUACCUCUCAUUCAAUCAUUUCAUCUCUUUACCCACAAAAACAGAAAAAGAAGCUAGAAACAACAGUAACUCAUAG
Messenger RNA from Microtus ochrogaster (prairie vole), 642 nucleotides. RefSeq names its product divergent-paired related homeobox (gene Dprx). The coding region runs from base 1 to 642 and encodes 213 amino acids. NCBI's taxonomy places the organism in Eukaryota, Metazoa, Chordata, Mammalia, Rodentia, Cricetidae. The transcript is spliced from 4 exons. The record is from RefSeq and is a predicted model, not a curated record.